This is a messenger RNA of Melitaea cinxia (Glanville fritillary), 3126 nucleotides long. It is a transcript of the gene Nna1, whose product is annotated as cytosolic carboxypeptidase 2-like. The record is from RefSeq and is a predicted model, not a curated record. Lineage: Eukaryota; Metazoa; Arthropoda; Insecta; Lepidoptera; Nymphalidae. Gene Ontology annotation, biological process: proteolysis. Gene Ontology annotation, molecular function: metallocarboxypeptidase activity; zinc ion binding. The transcript is spliced from 17 exons.
AUGUUAUGGUGGAAACAACUUGAGUGCGUGCAAGAGAACGUUAUGAUGAUAGAACAGGAAGAGCAGAACUACAUCGACAACACAACGAUUACUCUGACAUUACCUACUAGGGAUCCUGUAUUACAAGAUAAUUUAUUGAUAGCAAAUAUAGACCAAGUAAAAAGUUUACAAGCUUCUCUUUUCCCAAUAUGUAACAAAGGAACAUUCAUAUCCAACUUUCUUCAAAAUAAUAUUAAAACAAAUCAGCUAGAAAUAAACACCGACAUAAAAACAUUUAGAACAACAGCAAAAUUAAAGGAACCGCGCGAUUUAUUCGCACUUCCUAAAGAGCUUGACUGUCCACAACAGGCGCCACGAUGGCCAUCAGAAUGUCAGGUUGUAGAGGAACGAAUACAACAUUUAAUAUGGAGCCCUGCAUCUCCAGAACCAUAUUAUGUUUCGACUGGGAAAGAACUGAAGCCACAGCCUGUUGGAGAAGAAGCUGGAACGGUGAUCUUUCAAUACUAUCCUAUGAGCGCAGUAAAUUAUUUUAGUCGAUCGUCGGUAGGAGGCUCUCGCUUGUAUUUAUCGGCGUGUACGAGUGCAGGGGGUGACGAUGAAUUACGGUUCGAAUCGCGUUUUGAAAGCGGAAAUUUAGCGAAAGCAAUUAAAAUAACGUCUGCUUACUACGAGCUCCACCUCCGUACUGAUCUCUAUACUAAUAGACACAUGCAAUGGUUUUACUUUAGGGUGUCUAACACUAAAAAACAAACGAUGUACAGGUUUUCAAUCGUAAAUUUGUCAAAACCCGAAAGUUUAUAUAACGAUGGCAUGCGACCUUUACUGUACUCAACGAAGGACGCCCAAUUACAUUCGAUCGGUUGGCGACGUUGCGGCGAUAACAUCGCUUACUACAAGAAUGAUUCCACGUCCGAAGAAGAAGACCAAAACCCAAGUUACACAUUGACAUUUAAUCUAGAAUUUCCCCACACAGACGACGCUGUAUAUAUUGCACAUUGUUAUCCAUACACAUAUUCAGAUUUACAAGAGUAUCUUUCUAGACUGCAAGCACAUCCAGUAAAAUCAACGUACUCAAAACUACGACUUUUAUGUCGAACUUUAGCCGGUAACAAUGUGUAUUAUUUAACCAUUACUGCGCCACAAAAUUCCAACGAAAUGGAACCCAAGAAGAAAAAAGCUGUAAUAAUUACGGCUCGUGUCCAUCCUGGAGAAACACCUUCAUCGUGGAUGAUGAAAGGAUUUAUGGAUUACCUAACCGGAGACUCGAAUCAAGCGCGAGAAUUGAGAGAGAAAUUUAUAUUCAAGCUUGUGCCGAUGUUAAAUCCUGACGGAGUUAUUGUUGGUAAUAAUCGUUGUUCUCUAACCGGAAAAGAUUUAAAUAGACAAUACAGAACCGUCAUAAGAGAAACAUAUCCACCUGUUUGGCACACAAAAGUUAUGAUACGAAGAUUACAGGAAGAAUGCGGCGUGGCUAUGUAUGUGGAUUUACACGCUCAUUCAAGAAAACAUAACAUUUUCAUUUACGGAUGUGAAAGCCGCAAAAAUUCUGACAAGCGAUUACAAGAGCAAGUUUUUCCUUUAAUGUUACAUAAGAAUGCUGCCGACAAGUUUUCAUUUGAAAAUUGCAAAUUUCGAAUACAACGUAGUAAAGAAGGAACUGCUAGAGUGGUAAUUUGGAUGUUGGGAGUAGCAAACAGUUACACAAUGGAAGCAUCUUUCGGUGGAUCAGAAAUGGGUAGUAGAAUGUCAACACAUUUUUCUACACAGGAUUACGAGAGUCUUGGCCGUACAUUUUGUGAAACAUUACUAGACUUCUAUGACGAAGAUCCAAGCAAAGAGAGAUUGCGAACAAAAAUUGUAACACGCCUUUUAAAGGAAGGAUCGAAUGCUGAUGAGCCAACAAAUAUCGAUCUUUCUGAUUACUCAAGUGACGAAGGAGAUACAUCAAGCAGCAGUUCCGAGGCAUGUGUUACGAAAGAACCUUAUGAGGUCACUCACCAACUUGCGCCGCCACCAUCUCCGAUUCUUCCGGAUAUUAAUAAAAAUACAGUUGAUAAACCACAAAGGCAACGAAUAGUAUUGGAAAAAAUCAAUAAAAUUGAAAAGAAAAAAACAAAAAGGGAAACAUUACAGGUAUCAAGAGCUACUAUAGAUUUAACAUCAGAUGCUAUGACAGAUGCAUCAUCAGAUUGUGACUCAUUUGAAGGAAAUCUUAGCCCUAUUCGACGAGUGCGUAAACUAAUACAUUCAUCUUCGAAAGUCAAAGCAAGAAGAAAGAAAAAAAUGCCUCCUGAAUUAAAAAUUUUUCCAGCACCAACAAGUGAUUCACCAUUUAAUUCUGAUCGUGAAAAAAAAUCAUCUAAAUGUAGAAGACCGAGAAGUGUAUCAAUGACAACCGAACCAUUUAAUAAAAGACCUUUAAAUCCGGCAUCAUGGCAUCAAUUCCAACGUUUACCACCCCCUAAGAGUUUAUCUGAAAUUAAAUGUAGACACACACAGCCAUCGGAAUUACAAGUGAAACUAAAUUCUUUAAGGAAAAAUGUGUGGACCGGGGUUCAGGAUGAUGAAAAAGGUCCCUUGUCUUGGGGCAUUUCCAGUUUUGCCAUGAACUCUUACUUUACAGACAGUGAAGCUUUACUUAGGUAAUGUAUCUGUAACAGGUCAUGUUCUAAGAAAUUAGAAGAAUUAGAGGGUGAAAAAAAGAAAAGCAAAGAAGAAAAAAAGAAAAAGAAAGUAAAAUCUAAAAAGAUUACAAUUAAAGUUACAAAUUCUGAUGAAAUUAUUGAACCAGUUAGUAAAUUAAAAACAAUUAAAAAAAAGGGAAAGUUAAAACAUACAAAAUCAGAAAACUCAACACUUACUAACAAUACUAGUUUUACAGAUGUUCCUAGAAAUUCACAACCAAUAAUACAAAACAGAGUUGCACAAUCAACAUUUAGAAAAAGUGCUUUUGUUGCAACAGCUAUACAAACUAAGAAGUCUAGUCGGAAGCCAAUACCAAAUGUUAUAACUGAUAACUCUGAUUCUGAUGAAUCUCUUAGAAAUACAAAGAAAGUCAAGAAAAAAUCUAAAUUAGUUAAAAAUAAAUUGCAAAAGACCCACACAGAGACUAAGAAUAGAAACUAA